UUUUUAUUUUAUGACAAUACCUAGUUCAGCCAUAAGUUCUGUUACAGAUGAAAAUGCAUUUUUGAAAUGAAGUAAUGUAAUAUUAUUAAAGUUUAUACCUACAUAUUUAUUAAAGUAACAGAAAAAAUAAAAAAAAACUAUUCGAAAUUCGACCUUUGGCUUUUAUACAGGCCUUUAAUCUUUUUGGCCACGAAUCUAUGAUAUGGAUUUACGCACUGUUUCCAAGAAAAAAAAGAAAAGUAUUUAUGUCACAGUAUUUAUGGCCAGACUGGUUAGUUAUAUUUUUUCAUAGGAGUUUCACAUUCUCAUAGAGUACCAACGGUUGAUUUAUUUAAAUAUAUACAUAGAAUACACAGAUUAUAAAUAACAUUUUAUGUAUGAUUUCGAGUUAUCGUAUUGUCAAUUUUGACUUCCGGUGUGAGCUAGUAAUAAUCUUCCAUGCCAUUAGAAAUGAUAAUCGCUGACACGUCAUUUCUAAAUUAGUUUGAAAAGUCGUAUUUCCGAGAGGUUGAAAAAUCAAACUUAAAACAGACAAUUCUGCUAUUUAUCCAAAAGUGUGAGUUUGUGAUCGCCUUUUGCGGUUUGCCAUUUCUACAAAAUCACACAAAACAAAUCUAUCUCUGCUAUAUUCGGAUCCAACGAUCGUUUCAUAACAUAUAUCUAUACUAUUUGCCUAAUCAUAUUUAAAUUAGCAUUCUGUACGUUGACUUUAAACGAGAUGUCCUUCGAAAUAUUUGUUAUUCCUGUUACAGCUUGAGAACGAUAUGUUUAUAUUUAACAAGCGGCCCGCUCUGGCUCCGCUCGGGUCUUUAACAAAAAUUUCAACGAUAUUUGACAUUGUUUUUUUUUCUUUAAAUAAAAGAACACUUAUUGCGGCAUAACUAUAAUAGUUAAACGUAUGCUGUCGCGCCAUUUUUUGUAAAUUAAUUUGUUCUACAAAGUCGUACUACAUUAUUUUAUUCUAUCAUCAAUAGUUUUCACAGGGCACGCGAUGUAAAUAAUAUUUUAGGUUAGUUUUUACACCUUGGGUUACAUUAUUGAAGUUUUAGUAAGGAUCCCUAAUUUUUUUCAAAAAAGAUUAUAGCCUAUGUCGCUCGGGAAUAGUGUAGCUUCCAAACAGUGAAAGAAUAUUUCAAAUCGUUUCAGUAGUUUCGGAGCCUAUUCAAUACAAACAAACAAAUAAAUCUUUCAAAGCCAAUCAGUAUUGUCUUCUCCGUUGGUUGACAACUGAUUUUUUUGGUAGCUCUAACUAGUUUUAGUGUUAUUACAUAUAUACUUUUUAAUAACUCGUUUUAUUUAAUGUCAGCAACCUGCACCAGACAAAAGGUGAGGCGUUCUCCACGAGUCAUCGAGUCAUCAAACACCGGGUAAGCUGCCUCGACGGUGCGUAGACCCCAUGUGGGGUUAGCCAACCGCCUUGACCACGACUCGGGCACGGACCGUCGAGAAUGGGCCUUCCGCGCCCGCAGCUCACUUUAGGGGAGAUGCGCCAUGCUCAAAGCACGAAGCUCGUUGCGACACCGUUAACCGGCAGCGAGCGACUACGCCUACAGCUCCCAUAGCGGCGUCCCAGCCAACAUACAUGCCGCCUCGAAGGAGACGCUGGGAUAUCCACGAAUGACUCUGAUAGCAAGGGUGCGCUGCGGUCGGUGCAGGAAUUGAGCCAUUGCGGCCCGGUUGCGCGGCUUAGCUCAUACAGGCGCACCGUGCAGGGCCAUCGAUCGCACCACCCACGCGUAGAGGCGGCGCACAACCUGAUUCGGCUCCCCAAUAUUCAGGAGCAGCCGGCUCAAAGAACCGGCCGUCCUCAUCAAUCGGGGGACUAGCUCCGCAAAGUGAGCACGAAAAACCCACCGGCUGUCGAACACAAGGCCGUGGUACCUCAACUGCACCCUGACCUCUAUCCGAACGCGUCCAACCACGAUAUAGACGUUGACAGGUGGCGCUCUCCGGAGUCCGUGAAACCAUAAGGUCUCGAAUUUACUGAGCACCAUGUCGAGGCCUAGUCUCUUUAUCCUCCCGACGACGAGGCCCACUCCCGCUAUGUCGAGACGAACAGGCUCUCUAUAAUCAUCCUCCCGGGCCACGACCAACAUGUCGUCCGCGUAGCAAAUAUCGCGGAGGCCCGGGAGAAGAGCGCCCCUCAGCACCCAGUCGUACCCGAUAUUCCACAAGAGGGGGCCGAGAACCAACUCCUGCGGAACACCACACACAAGCAGAAAACGGUGAAGGAUUCCACCGUACCCGGUACAUUCGACCGACCUGGCCUCUAAAUAGGAGCUAGCCAGCUGGCGGAGGUAGAGAGGCACUCCAUGCCUCUUCAGUGCCUAUCACGGACCAGGGUAGGGUGUUAAAUGCAUUGGCGAUGUCAAGAGACACCAGCAGGGCCACCCCUCCCCAUGAGACAGCCUCGUUGAGGAAGCCCGCAUGCGAAGUAUCGCAUCCACGGUCAAACGACCCUCUCGGAAGCUGACCCGCUCCGCCGACGGGUUUGUUUUGUUGCCAGCUUAGUUUUUAAUAUACUUACUGUAAAAAUAGUAGGUUAAUAAUGAGGUAUUUAGUAUGUUUGAGUGUAACGGUCUAUGUUUUUUCUACGAGUCACUUCUGAAAGAAAAUACGCCUUUUUUUGCUUAAAUGGGUAGACGAGCUCACAGUCCAUCUGAUGUUAAGUGGUUACUGCAGCCACAACGGCUACCCCGCUCUUCAAACCGAAACGCAUUACUGCUUCACGGCAGAAAUAGGCGGGGUGGUGGUACCUACCCGUGCGGACCAAUAAGAGGUCCUACCACCAGUAAUAAACAAAUACCUACUAUACAAAUCAUCAAAACAAACUUAUCGGUCGUCAAAUCUACAUUUCUCUUAAGGAUUAAAUUUUUAAUGCUAUCAGUGACUAUAACAAUAAGGAAGCUUUACUGCCUUUAUCGUUAACAGUCAAUAAAUUAUAAGAAAUUUAUAGCGGAAUUAACUAUGUAUGUCUAGCAGUUUUCGUCUAAUCUUUAUGGAUUUACAAAUAUCAUCGGAAUCUUAUUUCAAGCGUUAGAACGUUUCGCGAUUUCGUAUAGAACGGAGGCAAACAUGAAAUUUUUUAUAUUGGCUUUAUUCGUGGCGGCGGCUACCACUGCCCCCCUCGAUGGCAACACGGGUGCAUUUGAAGUUAUCGUGAACGGUGUUCCCGAAGGCGAAGCUUUGGAGAUUGGUCACAUUGUUGGCAUCAAACUUAAGGAGCACGUGGACAAUCAAUUGGUAGCCAACAGCGACCCCCUUCACCCAUUCACCGCCGCCAGUCUCGCCGAAGCUGCAGCUGCCGCCGCCGAAGAAGCUGGUCUUGAACCUAUUAAUCCCGGAGAGCCUGAGCCUAUCGUUAUCCCUGAGCCUGUGUUACCUGUGAGACCCCCGCACCCAGACCCCAUCGUUCUUCCUGAACCUGUUUUCCCGGUGGAACCAUCUGAACCUGUCGUCCCCGUAGAACCAUCUGAACCUGUUAUCCCCGUGGAACCUGAGCCCAUCGAUAAUCCUUCGGUAGAUCCGGUUGUACCGGAACCAGUGUUGCCAGUUGAGGAGCUGCCCCUUCCUGCGCCUCAAGUUCCCAAUGGCGAGAUUUUCAACGAUGGAGUAGUACAGGUUACUCUCAAUGCUCCCGAAGACGCUGGUGUUUUCGCCACCGUUCAGACCUGGUUCAAUCUGUUCGUCAACUAUUUCAGUGGCGGAGUUCAAACCUCGCAGCAAAUCGUAUAAGCUAAGGAUUAACUGAUAUGAUGAUACCUUUCUAAGUAUAUUAAACAUUUUUCUAAUUCA
Bombyx mori (domestic silkworm) is the source of this 3795-nucleotide messenger RNA. Its product is annotated as magnetosome-associated protein MamJ. Bases 3076 to 3735 code for a protein of 219 amino acids. The record is from RefSeq and is a predicted model, not a curated record. NCBI's taxonomy places the organism in Eukaryota, Metazoa, Arthropoda, Insecta, Lepidoptera, Bombycidae. The transcript is spliced from 2 exons.